This is a messenger RNA of Mesocestoides corti, 294 nucleotides long. NCBI's taxonomy places the organism in Eukaryota, Metazoa, Platyhelminthes, Cestoda, Cyclophyllidea, Mesocestoididae. The record is from the annotation of a GenBank genome assembly.
AUGACGAUUCGUGCCUCUUUUCACGUAAAAGCUGAAUAUCUUACGGCAAAGAAGCUGGAACGUCCACCCACGUUGAAUGGUAGUGACCGAAUCAUCACCCUAGGCGAAGCUGUUGACAUGGCAUGGCACUGCAAGGAUCGGAUGGAAUUCGGGAAACUGCAGGCAACAAUGGGUGAACGCCGUCUCCAGAAGCAUCUCGAACGCGAAAUCGAUAUGAUCUGCAGUACGGCGAGGGGAGACGUGGAUAAUAAGGAAGCGUUGUCGACACCACUUCUACAGGACGCUGACGAUUAG